AUGAACCCGGAAAAAAUUGACAGAAAGAGGCUUGCAAUACUUCUGAAGAAGAGAUUGACCAGUGCAUUGGUGAUGGUGGAAGUGUGGUGGUCCCUGUUAGCCGCUAUCCCUGCAGUGGUUGCAGGACAAGCAAUUCGAGUGAAGAAAAGGCGUGCGGAAGAGGAGAGAAUAAAGAGUGCUAGAGGGAGGGAGAAGAGUUCCGAUGAAAUUUUUGUAUGUGAGAGGGUGUGCACAUCGAAGAGAAUGCUGAAAAAGGUUGGUGCAUUCUCGAAGGACCCAAUUCCUGAUACUUGUGUCACUGUCUGCGGUGUAUCUGAGCUCGAUGCCUGCGCAGAUGCAUGCGCGCGGACGGUUUGUGUAAACCAGCAUCAAGUUCCAAACUGGAAUGACAUCUGCCUUAGGAGAUGCCAGAGUGAAUGCUUGAAACUCUCAUCCUCAAGUUCUCUUUAA
This is a messenger RNA of Prunus armeniaca (apricot), 450 nucleotides long. The record is from the annotation of a GenBank genome assembly. NCBI's taxonomy places the organism in Eukaryota, Viridiplantae, Streptophyta, Magnoliopsida, Rosales, Rosaceae.